AACGGUGCUAUUCCAGUGACUCCCCAACCAACGAACCAACUAACCUGAGGCUGCACUUUUCGCGUGGCGACCAAAAAAUAUAUAAAAAAGGUCCCGAAGUAGAUUUUAAUUUGUAUACUCCAAUUUUAGUCCAGCAAAAAAACUAAUAAAAUGCGCGAAGUAAUCUCCAUCCAGGUUGGCCAGUGCGGCAUCCAGAUCGGCAAUGCCUGCUGGGAGCUGUACCUCCUGGAGCACGGCAUCAACCUGGACGGCAGCCUGAAGACCAAGGAGGAGCUGACGGCCAGCGGGAGCAGUGCCAGUGUGGGUCACGACACCUCGGCCAAUGAUGCUAGAACCUUCUUCACGGAGACCGGCAACGGGAAGCAAGUGCCCCGCUCGAUUUUCGUCGAUCUGGAACCGACGGUCAUCGAUGAUGUGAGGAACGGCUGCAUGAGGGACCUCUACCAUCCGGAGCAACUGAUUUCGGGAAAGGAAGAUGCGGCCAAUAACUAUGCUCGAGGUCGUUACUCCAUUGGCAAGGAGGUGAUCGAUAGGGUGACCUCACGGCUGCAGAAGAUCGCAGAGCAGUGCGACAGCUUGCAGGGAUUCCUCAUCUUCCACUCGCUGGGCGGAGGAACUGGUUCGGGAUUCACCUCCCUGUUGGUGGAGCGCCUGUCCACCGAUUACAACAAGAAGUGCAAGCUGGACUUUGCCGUCUAUCCAUCGCCCAAGGUGUCCACCGCCGUGGUGGAGCCUUACAAUGCCCUGCUGACCACGCACUCCACCAUGGACCACUCGGACUGUGUGUUCAUGGUGGACAACGAGGCCAUCUACGAUAUAUGCAACAAUAGUUUGGGUGUGGACAGGCCCGCCUAUAGGAAUCUGAAUCGUUUGAUCGCCCAAAUAGUGAGCUCCACAACAGCCUCUCUGCGUUUCAGUGGCUCCAUGAAUGUGGAUCUGAACGAGUUCCAGACGAAUCUGGUGCCGUUCCCCAGGAUUCACUUCCCCCUGGUGGCCUAUGCCCCACUGAUGUCCGCCGAGAGGUCGGCCCACGAACAGCAUGCCAUUACCACAUUGACCAAUGCCUGUUUCGAGUCCUCCAAUAUGAUGGUCAAGUGUGAUCCGCGUUCGGGUAAAUUCAUGGCCUGCUGCAUGCUAUAUCGGGGUGAUGUGGUGCCCAAGGAUGUGAAUGCCGCUGUCUCGGCCAUCAAGUCCAAGCGGCACAUCCAAUUCGUGGACUGGUGUCCCACUGGUUUCAAGAUAGGCAUCAACUACGAGAAGCCCGCCUUUGUGCCGGAUGGUGAUUUGGCCAAGACCUCGAGGGCCUGCUGCAUGCUGUCCAACACCACCGCCAUCAGUGUGGCCUUCUCGAAUCUCUCCUACAAGUUCGAUCUGAUGUUCAAGAAGCGCGCCUUCGUCCAUUGGUACGUGGGCGAGGGCAUGGAGGAGGGCGAAUUCACAGAGGCGCGGGAGAAUAUCGCCGUCCUGGAACGCGACUUUGAGGAGGUCGGUCUGGACAACGCCGAGGAGGGCGGCGACGAGGACUUCGAUGAGUUCUAGGCUCACCCAGUAACUAUUCAAUAUCCAAUAAAUAUGUAAAUAAACUAGCCAAGAGUUUGAA
Drosophila santomea is the source of this 1600-nucleotide messenger RNA. It is a transcript of the gene alphaTub67C, whose product is annotated as tubulin alpha-4 chain. Gene Ontology annotation, molecular function: structural constituent of cytoskeleton; GTP binding. Gene Ontology annotation, biological process: microtubule cytoskeleton organization; mitotic cell cycle. The transcript is spliced from 2 exons. The record is from RefSeq and is a predicted model, not a curated record. Lineage: Eukaryota; Metazoa; Arthropoda; Insecta; Diptera; Drosophilidae. The coding region runs from base 151 to 1539 and encodes 462 amino acids. Gene Ontology annotation, cellular component: microtubule; cytoplasm.